Molecule: messenger RNA, 3156 nt
Organism: Linepithema humile (Argentine ant)
Lineage: Eukaryota; Metazoa; Arthropoda; Insecta; Hymenoptera; Formicidae
Product: kinesin-like protein KIF12
Biological process (GO): spindle elongation; microtubule-based movement; mitotic spindle organization
Cellular component (GO): microtubule associated complex
Molecular function (GO): microtubule binding; microtubule motor activity; ATP binding
Source: RefSeq, a predicted model, not a curated record
CGAGUGUCGUCCGCGCGCGUUCGAUCGCCGCGCGCGCGACACCGACUAUAGGAAAAACUAUCCCCCUCCGGCGUGGUUUGCCGUGGGUCAAGACUCACCCCCGUGUGUCAGUACGACGCCGGUGGUUGUUGCUAUUGCACGCAGCAAGCGCGUUCCCGUGUGCCGUGAGUGUUCGAGCAUCGUCGAGCCCGGGCGAUUCGAUCGAUGCGAUAAAUCGCGCUUCAACUCCGCGAGAAAUUUCAAAAGUCGUGACUCGCCGCGGCUCGUUCCGGAAGAACCGGAAGGGGAGGGGGAGUGUUGAUAUUCGCAUCAGGGUUUCAGAAUUUUCCGGACGAUACAUGAAACUGCGAAUGUUGACGGAUGGUGCUGGUGAAAAAUCCAUCUCCGAAGCGCGGCCCGAGCCCCCAACGAGAAAAUGGGAAGAACCCGAAGUCGAAAGGACGAAAAGGAGGAGCUCGGGGCUCGCGCGGGAACAGUCCCAGCGAUCAAACUGGUUCGCGAGGAAGUAGUCCGGGAAGGAACGGCGGCACCGACGCCAAGGGAAAGGGAAAAAGUGCGCUGCUGCAUUCACGGGGCAACGAGGUUGGUAGCAUCGAAAAAUUGGUGGACGGCGAUAGGCGGAUAAUCGCGACCAAGCAUCUGCUUCCAGAAAACAACAUAAAUGUCGUCGUCAGAGUGCGUCCGCUCAGCAAUAAGGAAAUUAAAGCCGGCGACGAAAUGGCCGUGCAAUUUCCUGGCGACGGGCAAAUAUACUGCGAUGCGGUUUCGAGCAGCGGCGACAAGAAGCCAAAAGUGUUUUCUUACAACGUCGUUUUCGAACCGAAUGCCACGCAGGAGGACAUCCUGCAGUACACUGGCAUUAAGAAUCUCAUCGAGAUGGCGGUGGAAGGCUUCAGCUGCACCGCGUUCUGCUACGGGCAGACCGGAAGUGGCAAAACGCAUACUCUGACUGGACCUCCGAGACUCUUCGACAAGAUGGAUCCGUACUCGGAGGACCACGGUUUGGUCUUCCGUUCCUUCGUCUACCUGUUUAAAGUUCUUCAAGAACACGAGAAGUGCAAUUUCGUGCUAAAAGCUUCCUUUCUGGAAAUCUACAAUGAGAAGGUGAUAGAUCUCUUAAAUCCCGGAACUUCGAGAAAACCGCUGGCGGUUCGCUGGAGUAAAAAAACACGCGGAUUCUUCGUCGAGAAUUUGUUCACGGUGGAAUGCGAAGAACUGGACGAUCUUCUGGCUGUUCUCGAAGAAGGAAUGAGAAAUAGAUCUAUCGGUACGCACAAUAUGAAUGAAUAUUCCAGCAGGAGCCACUCGAUUCUGACUGUAUAUAUCACCUCCGAACAAGCGAUGGAGAAUGGCGUAUUCAUCUCGAAGCAAGGCAAAAUCAAUUUCGUCGAUCUUGCCGGAAGCGAGAUGACGAAGAAGACUCAGAGCGAGGGCAAAACCUUGGAAGAGGCGAAUAACAUCAACAAGAGUCUGAUGGUGUUAGGAUACUGCAUCGCUUCCUUGAGCGAUGGGAAACGAAAAGGAGGCCACAUCCCUUAUCGGGACAGCAAAUUGACGAAGCUUUUAGCCGAUAGCCUCGCCGGAAAUGGCGUCACAUUGAUGAUCGCCUGCGUUUCGCCGGCUCGUUCGAACGCCAACGAGACCUUGAACACCUUGCGAUACGCCGCGAGAGCCAAAAAGAUUUCUACGAAACCCAUUAUAGUGAUGGAUCCACGCGAAGCUCUGAUCCUCAGCCUGAAGCGAGAGGUGGGAGCUCUUCAGACCGAGAAUGAGCACCUGAGGAUGACUCUUCAUCUCAAUGAGACUCAAAAUAUAAUCCGUAGCGAAUCGAAAACCGAACGAAUACCCGUCACACCGCCACCGGUCGACUUCGAUAAAUUGGCCGAGAUGGACACCUCGGAACUGAGCCAAUUGAUUCACGCGUACAUCACCGAGAACGAGGCGUUGCGCCGCGAGAACGCCGAGCUCUACGCCACGCGGGACCAGGUGAUACGAGACCAGGAACUCGUUUGUCGGGAAAACGAAAGAUUGCUCAAGAAACUCGAAGACGUGAAUUCGGUGUGCUGUCGAUCGCCGAUAAUACCAGCGAGACCUUCCUAUUCGGCGGAAUUAUUGAAUGAAAAUAAUGAAGACAUACCUGGUGCGACCAACAUCUGGAUGAAUCCGAACGCUGCUCCCAGUCCGGUGUACUCCUUUUCGAAGUAUACGAUCAAUAGCGGACUAUACAACAGAUCAGCCGGCAGUAUGCCGGAAAAAGUAUUGAAGGAGCUUGACAAGCGUAGAAUCGUCGGCAGUUACAAUAACAUCGCUGAAGCGUACAAGGACAAAAGCAGUCAUCGACGGCACAACUCGUGGGACAACAGCAAUCGGCCUAUGAUCAGCCCGGAGCAGAGAAUCUCUCCGGUAGAUAUAAAUCAUCAAGGUCGAAGGACGACCUUGCGGCGCACCUCGACGGUGCCUGAGGAGGGCAAGCCUCCGCCGUUGAGGCCGAGCGACCGGCCGCCCGCCGCGGAUGACGCCGCUGCCACCGAGAUGCCCGCCGAGCAAUCUAACGGAUCGCCCGAUUCGAUCCUGAGCGGUCCCCUCGAUGUGGGUGGCAAUUCGGCCCCCGACACCGCGGAAUCGGUUGCCCCCACCGUCCCCUUCCCGCCGAUAUCGCACUCGCCGUCGUCGUUCGUGACGCCGGAACCGGAACCGCCCAAGUCGCAAUCGCGGGCCAACAACGGCAAGAAGGGCGCCGAAGGAAGGAUCAAGGACGAGCAGCGAGCCUUCGGCAGCCCGGUCUCCGUCGACGAUGAUGACGCGCGAUUUUGAGAAUCUCGUGUGUCGCGAAGGAAGUCGCGACCGAUCAAAUCUAACCUCUCAUUUUCGACAUUCUCGAUGGGAAACGUCGUCGAAGGAAGCCACUCUCUUUUCAUGCGAAUCUUUGAGAAGCAUCGAGCGACACCGAAAUAAACAUUUACUUGUAACCAAUCAUACGAUUACCUAAUCGCAAUUGUACAAUACACUUUCCUACACAUGUCAGUGAGUUUUUUUUCUUAUUUAUACCGUCUUCUUCGAAGACUUCGGAAGAGAAUGAUGAAGUAAUUGUACAGAAUGCAAUAUAGAUGAAUUGAAGCUGUAAGAAAUGAAUGAAUUAAAGUGAAUUGAAAGAAA